Olea europaea var. sylvestris is the source of this 414-nucleotide messenger RNA. RefSeq names its product bZIP transcription factor 2-like. The transcript is spliced from 3 exons. Gene Ontology annotation, cellular component: nucleus. NCBI's taxonomy places the organism in Eukaryota, Viridiplantae, Streptophyta, Magnoliopsida, Lamiales, Oleaceae. Gene Ontology annotation, biological process: positive regulation of DNA-templated transcription. Gene Ontology annotation, molecular function: transcription cis-regulatory region binding; DNA-binding transcription factor activity. The record is from RefSeq and is a predicted model, not a curated record. Bases 1 to 414 code for a protein of 137 amino acids.
AUGAUAGAUGAGAAGAAGAGGGAGAGACUGAUAUCAAACCGUGAAUCAGCUAAACGAUCAAGGAUGAAGCAUGAGCAACACGUUAAAGAUCUAAACGAUGAGAUUAUGUAUUUCACGACCAAAUGCAAUGAAAUGAUUCAUAAGAUCAAUGAAAUUACACCACUUUACGAGAGCACUGAAUCUAGAAACAAAAUAUUGAGAUUGCAGCGCGAAGAACUGCGAAAAAGGCUUGAGAUGUUUCGGAAUACUAAAUUUCAUCUUCAACAUGUCAAAAAUGCUAUAGCUCUAAAGUGUAAAUGUUUCUCGAAGAGUACAGACGCUAGUGAGCAGAAUAUUAAAAACACAAGUUUAUUCACCCUAUGUUCUGCCUUGAGAAAUAUAGGAUAUGUGAAAGAGCAGUGGAAAGGGAAUUAG